AUGUCGAGGCUGCCGCCGCGGCGUCCCGACGCGCCUUCCUUCUACGGCGAGUGGCGCGUGGUGGACGAACACGAGUUCAUGAGCCCGACCGUUGCCGACGUGCGCACCGAGUCGGAGUAUUCGCAGGCGGUCGACGAGGGCGGGCUGCUGCAGAAGGAACUUCAUGACCUGCGGUCGACGCUGACGUCGCCCCAAAAUGACUUCACCAAUCGCUUGGAAGAGAUCAACCGUGAGACUGCCGGUAGGUCAAAGCAGUUUGUAUAUGGUGCACACGUUGUUUUAGAACAGCUAGACAGGGCUCGCCAGAAGUUCCUUGCCAUCGAGACCACAUGGCGCAAAAACAACUUCCAGCGCUACCUGGACGACGAGCUGCUCAACUCCGGCCAACACUUGAGCCACGUCGACCGGAAGCUGGCGCAGGCGGUGCGUGAAGUGGUCGAGAUGAAGCGCGAUGCCGAAACGGCGCUGAUAGAGCUGACCAAGUCGGUGGCCAGCGUGGACUCUUUAAUCGGCAAGACAAACCGUCUUAAUCGCAGCAGCCGCGCGUUCAUGCAGAAGGCGAACGCCGAGAAGAACGCAACUUCGUUAUCGCUGAAGGCGCAGCUGUUUAUUGCAGCGCUGCUUUCCUUCGCCGGGUACACGCUGAUGAAGUACCUGGGCUGGUAG
Babesia bigemina is the source of this 666-nucleotide messenger RNA. RefSeq lists its product as hypothetical. The transcript has a single exon. The record is from RefSeq and is a predicted model, not a curated record. NCBI's taxonomy places the organism in Eukaryota, Apicomplexa, Aconoidasida, Piroplasmida, Babesiidae. Bases 1 to 666 code for a protein of 221 amino acids.